Molecule: messenger RNA, 1649 nt
Organism: Bombus pascuorum
Lineage: Eukaryota; Metazoa; Arthropoda; Insecta; Hymenoptera; Apidae
Gene: Lipt1
Product: lipoyltransferase 1, mitochondrial
Exons: 4
Coding region: 71-1312 (413 amino acids)
Biological process (GO): protein lipoylation
Cellular component (GO): mitochondrion; cytoplasm
Molecular function (GO): lipoyltransferase activity
Source: RefSeq, a predicted model, not a curated record
UACUGACAUACGUACCUAUCGUUUGAUUUAUCGUGACAUAAAAAAAAGUAGGCAGUUAUUUUGCGUGUGUAUGAAAAAUAAAUUCUACUUACACGUGUACAACGAAAGGAAAAUGUCUCUGAUAAACAGAUUUAUGAUCAUUAUUAAACGAAAACCCCAAUACAAUAAUUUGUAUCACAUGUCUAAAUACUCAACGAGCUUUAACGAAAAGCAGAAUGAUGCUAAUGAUUCGAUUACGAAAUCAGUAUUCAUAUCGCAAGCCACAGAUGUGUUCACCAACUUAGCGUUAGAACAUUGGCUCUAUAACAACUAUAAUUUUACGAAUCACCACGUAUUACUCCUAUGGCGUAACGACCCGUGUGUAGUAAUAGGACGACAUCAAAAUCCAUGGAUUGAGCACAACACUCAACUGGCUGAAAAACGCGGUAUAGUUCUGGUCCGACGUAACAGUGGUGGUGGUACUGUCUAUCAUGAUCAUGGUAAUUUGAAUUUGUCCUUCUUCACGCCACGGGAACGGUAUAAUCGAAGAUACAAUCUGGAUAUCAUUACCAGAGCUUUGUAUCGAGAAUGGGGUGUAGAAGCCGAGGUUAAUAAACGCGAGGACAUCGUUGUCGAAGAGAAGUACAAAGUAUCCUUUCAUAUAUCUGGUACUGCAGCAAAAUUAGGACGGCCUAACGCAUAUCAUCACUGCACCCUAUUGGUCAAUGUAAACAAAACAGCUUUAAGCUUAGCACUCGAGAAGAAAGAGGAUGGUAUAGAAACAAAUGCUACUGCAUCCAUAAGAUCUUCAAUAAAAAAUUUAAUUGAUAUAAAUUCUCAUAUACAAAUGGACAAACUUAUUACUGCAAUAGGCUGGGAAUAUCUUCGCACUAAAGCUCUUGUUCUUGAUGAUGGUGGACAGGAUCUCAUUCAACAUCAAAAAGGAUUUCAAUAUAUCAAUCCUACCGAGGACUGGUUUCCAGGAUUGGACAAAUUAAUAAGCGAAUUUCGUUCCUGGGAAUGGAAUUAUGGUAAAACACCAAAAUUCACGGUAACACGCGUUGUAGAUGUACCUGCUGAAGACAACAAAGUUCAUCAAUUUAAUUUGGCGCUAGAAAUACAGAACGGCAUCAUUGAGGAAAUCAAGAUGAAGCUGCCAGCUAAUUUGGUAUCGAAAGAUUUUAGUCAAGACGUGAGCGUGAUAACUAAUCUACGUGGUACGAGAUACGAUCACGGAGUAAUGGAAAAUAUAAUAACCGCGAUCGGUUGCAAGACUGUAACGCUAAGUACGAGUCAAAAUGUAGAUAAAAGUAAUAUGAUUGCCACGCAAUGAUUAAACCCAUCGAACAAUAACAAUAAUUGUACUUAAAUUGUCGUUGUGUUCAAAACGAGAACCGAAUUAUUGUACGAUAACUCGCAUUAUUAGCAUAAGCCUGGACUGUAUAUAGUUUUACUUCUAUAAUUCUUCUUAUAUUAUAAUAUAAAUGAUAAAAAAAUGCGCUUUUAGUUAUGUAGCUGUUGAUUUUAUAUUUUUGCAUUGUUGAUAUAUGUACAUAUAAGUCGUGUUUGUUCUUAUUAAUAAAUAUUGUUAACAAAGAUAUAUGUAUAUACAUAAGUGUAGCCAUUAAUGAUUAGUUAUCGACAAUUAAUUUACUAAAUUUUUCAUCCAA